Molecule: messenger RNA, 649 nt
Organism: Ochlerotatus camptorhynchus
Lineage: Eukaryota; Metazoa; Arthropoda; Insecta; Diptera; Culicidae
Exons: 1
Coding region: 14-649 (211 amino acids)
Molecular function (GO): zinc ion binding; nucleic acid binding
Source: RefSeq, a predicted model, not a curated record
GAGGGUCGGUGCCAUGGCCAGGAUGUGUGAGUUUGGUGACGGGAAGGAAUUUGAGGAGAUCGUGAGCACCGUUGCAGAACACGCGAGAAAUAAGGAAGUGCGAACAAUGGCACUCAAGAUGCUUAGUCGUAAAGGAACGCUGGCGGAUUUGGUUGACAAAGUUCGUCAAAUUCAAGCUGUCAACAUGAACGAGGAAUAUUAUCGCCUUAGACAUGGAACGGUAAAACAAGCUACAGUCGCUUCGGUGAGCGUGGGUCAAGGAAGAAGCGACCGUCAGGAUUUCACUCGAGACUUGACGAGCCGCGGACGAUUCGGAAAUCAACAGUUUCGACGUAGAGACGAACUGGUUCCUAGCAGACCUGUGACACCUGGGUGGAAAAAUUCUGGAGGAGAACGUUGUUUCAGGUGCAACAGUGUGUUUCACAGGCCGAAUGAUUGCAGUGCGAUUGAUAAAACCUGCUUGAAGUGUGGACGCAAAGGUCAUUUCAAGCGAGCCUGCAAGACAUUAAUCCGGACGGGAAACAAGCGUGUGGGUGAAGCAGACAGUUCGUACGUUGAAGCAAAGAAGAUUGCAAUGGUGGACAUGGAAGGAAACGCAAAGGAGGAAGAGAGACCAACCGAAGAUGAUGUAGGUGACAAUAAGUAUUGA